This is a messenger RNA of Amborella trichopoda, 2794 nucleotides long. The record is from RefSeq and is a predicted model, not a curated record. NCBI's taxonomy places the organism in Eukaryota, Viridiplantae, Streptophyta, Magnoliopsida, Amborellales, Amborellaceae.
UAAGUUUGUGCUCCACCGGCCCUCUAGGUUUAUAAAUUAGUUAACUUGAUCUUGGAAGGAUGGACAGUACCGAUUGAUUAUCCUUUUUUGGGUGAAUAAGAUUUAACUUGCUCUUAUUUCUCAUACUCUUGAGCUCUUUCGAAGUAUGGGUUUUUGGCGUUUGGCCCAACAAAAGCUAAAAACAUGUUGUAAAAUAGGCUCGGUCCAUUCCAAGAUUGAUCAGUGGUUGGUAAGUAAAAAAGCUAAUUAUUAGAACAAGGAAAUCUCAGCAUAUUGAGAGUUCACGACCCCCGGUUCAAACCCAUCGUCUUUUUUUUCAUUUUUCUAUGUGGUUAGUACCAUGAAAUUUUCACCUCAGCAAUGCUCUGGUUCGUCAAAUUUGUUGAAACCAAAGUCACCCGGGCCAAGCAUUUAUUUCCUUCUUACUCUAUCUCUCCAACUCAAGCUCCAUUUAAGCAUAGGAACAAGAGCUCUCAAACAUGUCUUUUUAUUGCAAAUCUUGAUUCUGAUUUGGCUACAACAAAUCAGGGCAAAAAGGCAAUUGAACGACUGUUAGAGAACCCCCAAAGAUUAGAUUUUGAGACGAUUUUCUCUCUUUUAAAAACAUCUUCCAAGCUCAAGUCUUUAAGGAGAACCAAAAGAAGCCAUAGCCUUUUGCUAAUCAAGGGCUUUUACCCACAUAAUAUAACCCUGUUAUCUCAGCUUAUAAAUGCCUAUGUCAACUGCGAUAGCUUUCAAGAAGCUCUUCUUGUGUUCAACCACCUCCCCAAAAGGUCUCUUUUUGCCUAUAAUUCAAUCAUCAAAGGGUUCAUAAACCAGGGCCUUUUUGUGGAGGCCCUUGAACUCUAUAGUUUAUUACUUGAUGAAGGCCUAAUCCCUGAUAAUUUCACCUUUCCCUGCGUUUUGAAGGCAUGUGCUGGUUUAUGUUGGCUUGAACAAGGCAAAAAAAUCCACGAAUUCAUCAAUUUUUUAAGUGAAUCUUCUAAGAAUUAUGAGCCCAACAUGUUUGUGGACUGUGCUCUCAUAGACAUGUAUGAGAAAUGUGAAAGCUUAAUUGAGGCCCAAAAAGUAUUUGAAGGAAUGCCUUACAGAGAUUUGGUUUCAUGGACGGCCAUGAUUUGUGGCACCGUGCAUAAUGGGCAUUGGCUUAAAGCUCUUGUUCUGUUCUCUAAGAUGAGAGCAGAGGGCAUUAAGCCUGAUCCUGCAAUGUUGUCGGCUAUUCUCCCUGCUUGUAGUCGCUCCUCUGCACUUCCACAGGGAAAAAUGCUCCAUAGUUUUACAAUUAGGAGUGGAAUUGAUGGUUCUUUGAAUGUGAUGAAUGCACUUGUUGAUAUGUACUCCAAAUGUAACAGAACCCAAGAAGCAUGGCUUGUUUUUCUCAGUAUAGAAGAUAAGGAUUUGAUCUCAUGGAGCAGUAUGAUUGCAGGUUAUUCACAAAAUGGCGAGUACAAAGAAUGCUUGGAACUCUUUCUUAGUCUGAUUAGAGAAGGUAUUAGACCCAAUUCAGUUAUAUUUCCUAGUGUCCUUCCUUGUUUUGGUGCUUUAAAUAUGUUGAAUAAAGGGAAAGAGGUCCAUUGUAAUGUAAUUAGAAAUGGGUUUGAGUUUGAUGUGUUUGUGGGAAGCUCACUGAUCGAUAUGUAUGCCAGAUGUGGAUGCAUGAAAUGGGCAGAGUUGGUCUUUGAGAUAAUGCAAGAUAGAGAUGUUACAAUUUGGAACUCUAUAAUUAAUGGAUAUGCCGAGUGUGGUGAUUUGGAUAAGGCAUUUAUAUUGCUGAGGACGAUCAGAGAUACUGGAACUGAACCCAAUUCUGUUACUAUUGUGAGUGUUCUUCCGUUAUGCACUAGCUUGGCAACUCUGCAGCACGGAAGAGAAAUCCAUGGCUAUGCCAUUAAAGCUGGCCUUGGGUCAGUGGUAAACGUUGGGAAUGCGCUUAUUGAUUUGUACUGUAAAUGUGGGCAUUUGGAGCUCGGUUUGAAGGUCUUUGGACAGAUGAGAGAGCGAGACAUUGUUACGUAUAACUCAAUCAUAGCAGCACAUGGAAUGCAUGGUAACACAGACCAUGCUUUCUCUCUCUUCAACCAAAUGGAGAGAGAGAGAGUGGAGCCUAACAAGGUUACCUUCCUUGCACUUUUAUCGGCUUGCAGCCAUGGAGGACUGGUAGAAAGAGGUCGGGUUUUCUUCAAUUCCAUGACUGAUGAUUAUGGCAUCAAACCCGAGAUGGAACACUAUGCUUGCAUGGUUGAUAUGCUUGGGAGAUCAGGCUGCCUUGAUGAAGCAUGGGAGUUCAUCAAAGCCACGAAAAUAGAGCCCGGUAUCGAUGUUUUAGGAAGCCUUCUUGGAGCAUGUAGAGUUUAUAAUAGGAUUGAUAUAGCUGAGAAGGUUUCGGAGAAGCUUUUCAAGAUGGAACAAAGUGAUGCAGGGUAUUAUGUGCUCUUAUCAAACAUAUAUGCAGCUUCGGGCAGAUUGGGUGAAGCAAUGCAAGUAAGAAAAUUGAUGAGAGAAAGAGGGAUUUCAAAGAAUCCUGGGGUCAGUUGGGUUGAGGUUGGAGGGUCAAUGAACUCAUUUCUAGCAAGAGAUAGAUCACACCCUGAUAGGGCUAAAGCAUAUGAGGCUCUGAAAAGCUUGAUCUUACACAUGAAGAAUGAGGGUUAUGCUCCUGAUACUAGCUUUUCCUUGCUUGAUAUUGAAGGGCAUGAUGAAAAAGAAGGGCGGGCUCUUGGGUACUCAUUUUAUAGUCCCCAGGCAAUGAACCAAUGACACGUCUAUUAAGUACCGUGGUGACCUUUUUGGAGCA